Molecule: messenger RNA, 9160 nt
Organism: Talpa occidentalis (Iberian mole)
Lineage: Eukaryota; Metazoa; Chordata; Mammalia; Eulipotyphla; Talpidae
Gene: ZNF618
Product: zinc finger protein 618
Exons: 18
Coding region: 46-3072 (1008 amino acids)
Source: RefSeq, a predicted model, not a curated record
GGGAGGAGCAGGACGCGCCGGGGCCGCCUCCUCCCGCGAGGACCCAUGAACCAGCCGGGCGGCGCGGCGGCUCCGCAGGUCCUCCCUCUACGAUCUGCUCCUGUUGGCGGCUUUUGUGAUCAGCCUCAACUUCUGGCUGACGGAGCCAGUGCAGCAGGAAGGAAAAGCACGGCAAGCAGGGAGCGCUUGAAGCGCAGCCAGAAGAGCACCAAGGUGGAGGGGCCAGAGCCUGCGCCGGCUGAGGGCUCACUGAGCGCCGAGCAGGGAACCAUGACGGAGGUGAAGGUCAAGACAGAGCUGCCAGACGACUACAUCCAGGAGGUGAUCUGGCAGGGCGAGGCUAAGGAGGAGAAGAAGGCGGUCGGCAAGGAUGGGGCUGGAGACGUGCCUGCUGAGAUCUGUGUGGUGAUCGGUGGAGUCCGCAACCAGCAGACCCUCGAUGGAAAAGCGCCCGAAGGCAGCCCCCACCGUGGAUCUGUGCGAAGCCGCUAUUCAGGGACCUGGAUUUUUGACCAAGCGUUGAGAUAUGCAUCUGGAUCCUAUGAGUGUGGAAUCUGUGGCAAGAAGUACAAGUAUUACAACUGCUUCCAGACCCAUGUACGGGCACACCGAGACACCGAAGCCACCUCGGGGGAGGGAGCCUCCCAAGGCAACAAUUUCAGGUACACAUGUGAUAUCUGUGGGAAGAAGUACAAAUACUACAGCUGUUUCCAAGAGCACCGAGACCUGCAUGCAGUGGAUGUGUUUAGUGUGGAAGGGGCCCCCGAAAAUCGGGCAGACCCCUUUGACCAAGGUGUGGUGGCCGCUGACGAGGUGAAGGAGGAACCCCCGGAGCCAUUCCAGAAAAUUGGGCCAAUGAACAAUAUUACAUCAGAAAUUUUUAAGAAGAAAGAAGUUAGGCAGUGCCAAAAGAGAGAAACCGGCAAUUACACCUGUGAAUUCUGCGGAAAGCAGUACAAGUACUACACUCCCUACCAGGAGCACGUGGCCUUACACGCCCCCAUCAGUACCGCCCCCGGGUGGGAGCCACCGGAUGAUCCAGACACGGGCUCUGAGUGUUCACAUCCAGAGGUCUCCCCGUCUCCACGCUUCGUGGCAACGAAGACCCAGACGAACCAGUCGGGGAAAAAAGCUCCGGCCUCCGUGGUCCGAUGUGCCACCCUCUUACACCGCACCCCUCCAGCCACCCAAACCCAGACGUUCCGCACUCCAAAUUCGGGAUCUCCAGCAAGCAAGGCAACCGCAGCAGAAAGCGCUUUCAGUCGGAGAGUAGAAGGCAAAGCACAAAACCACUUUGAAGAGACGAAUAGCAGUUCCCAAAACUCCAGCGAAACUGCAAGUCCCCUGAUUUCCAAUCCUUUCCCUCUCCUACAGAAACCCUACACGUGCGGUGCCUGCGGGAUCCAGUUCCAGUUCUACAACAACCUACUGGAGCACAUGCAGUCGCAUGCAGCGGACAAUGAGAACAACAUCGCCUCCAACCAGUCCCGGUCACCACCUGCUGUUGUUGAAGAGAAGUGGAAACCCCAGGCCCAGAGGAAUAGCGCCAACAACACCACAACCAGCAGCUUAACACCCAACAGCAUGAUCCCUGAGAAGGAACGGCAGAACAUAGCAGAGCGGUUGCUGCGGGUCAUGUGUGCUGACCUGGGCGCGCUGAGCGUGGUGAGUGGGAAGGAGUUCCUGAAGCUGGCCCAGACGUUGGUGGACAGCGGCGCCCGCUACGGUGCCUUCUCCGUCACCGAGAUCCUGGGUAACUUCAACACGCUGGCGCUGAAGCAUCUGCCGCGCAUGUACAACCAGGUGAAGGUAAAGGUGACAUGUGCCUUGGGCAGCAAUGCCUGCCUGGGCAUCGGCGUCACCUGCCACUCACAGAGUGUUGGCCCCGACUCCUGCUACAUCCUCACGGCCUACCAGGCGGAGGGCAACCACAUCAAGAGCUACGUGCUGGGUGUGAAGGGGGCAGACAUUCGUGACAGUGGCGACCUGGUGCACCACUGGGUACAGAACGUGCUAUCAGAGUUCGUGAUGUCGGAGAUCAGGACAGUGUAUGUGACGGACUGCCGGGUGAGCGCAUCUGCUUUCUCCAAGGCCGGCAUGUGCCUUCGCUGCUCAGCCUGUGCCUUGAACUCGGUGGUGCAGAGCGUGCUGAGCAAGCGGACGCUGCAGGCCCGCAGCAUGCACGAGGUCAUCGAGCUGCUCAACGUGUGCGAGGACCUGGCCGGCUCCACGGGCCUUGCGAAGGAGACUUUCGGGUCGCUGGAGGAGACCUCGCCGCCACCCUGCUGGAAUUCCGUCACGGACUCACUGCUCCUGGUGCACGAGCGCUACGAGCAGAUCUGCGAGUUCUACAGCCGGGCCAAGAAGAUGAACCUCAUCCAGAGUCUCAACAAACACCUGCUCAGCAACCUGGCGGCCAUCCUGACGCCCGUGAAACAGGCGGUCAUCGAGCUGAGCAAUGAGAGCCAGCCCACCCUGCAGCUGGUGCUGCCCACCUACGUCCGGCUGGAGAAGCUGUUCACGGCCAAGGCCAAUGACGCGGGCACCGUCAGCAAACUGUGCCACCUCUUCCUGGAGGCGCUCAAGGAGAACUUCAAGGUGCACCCAGCACAUAAGGUGGCCAUGAUCCUGGACCCGCAGCAAAAGCUGCGGCCUGUGCCACCCUACCAGCACGAGGAGAUCAUCGGCAAGGUGUGUGAGCUCAUCAAUGAGGUGAAGGAGUCCUGGACCGAAGAGGCCGACUUUGAGCCCAGCGUCAAGAAGCCGCGCUCCGCCCCCGGCGAGAACGCUGCAGCUCAGGAAGACGAUCGGCUGGGGAAGAACGAGGUGUACGAUUACCUGCAGGAGCCCCUCUUCCAGGCCACCCCUGAUCUCUUCCAAUACUGGUCAUGCGUGACCCAAAAGCACACAAAACUCGCCAAGCUGGCCUUCUGGCUCCUAGCGGUUCCGGCCGUGGGGGCCAGGAGCGGUUGUGUAAAUAUGUGUGAACAAGCUCUUCUAAUCAAAAGGAGGCGACUGCUCAGUCCAGAAGAUAUGAACAAACUCAUGUUUCUGAAAUCCAACAUGCUUUAAGGCUUGACUCAGAACAAAGAGAAAAGAAGGAAAAAAAAUAAGAGAACAUUAGGGAAAAAACAAACAACACUGUCGCAAACAAAGAAAAGGAAUUUUAAGUUCUAAACACUGUGGACCUCAUUAUAAAUGCCCCCUGGAAACUUAAGUGCUUUUUUUCAGUGUGUGUGUGCAUGUGUGUGCACACCCGCACGCGUGCAACUGUGUCCAGACCCGUGUGCGCAGCUGUGGGGUGUGUGGGCUCUGGGCUCAACAGGCUUCGUGCACGCAUGCACACACACACUACCCUGGUGCAUGUACACAUGCCUGCUCGUGGGCGCGUGUGCAUUAAACUGGGUGUGUCAGGAAAGCUAAGUGGGAAAGAGGGAAGGCGCUUCACCUCCUUUUCUCAGAAGGGGGCUUUACAAGACUCCGUUUUCAGGUGUGCAGAUCGGUAGAAAGCUGAUGUAAAAUGUUCAGGCAGCUGAGAUCUGAAGUGACUUGACGCUCUCUGUCCUCCACCCUCUGCUCCCCCCUUUCCCUGCAUCCCUCCCCUGAAGCCCUCCUGACCGCCCCACACCCGGCCCUCCCCGGCUGCUCUGCCAUGGAUUCUCCAAACUGCAUCAGAUGGACAGUUUCUGCACUGGACUUUAUUCUCGUUCACCUUCAGGGCAUUGAGCUGCUGCCUUCGUGACACCCCUCGGGUGCCACAGGGUGGCCGCCUUAGAAACACACCUAUCUAUCUCCCCAAAUCAGGAAAGGAGACUUUAAGAAUAUAAAGCUGACUUUUUGCUUUUUAAUAUAAGAUAGAAAAAAAAGACAUUUUUCAAAGACGUAUAGAUACUGUCUCCACUCCUUCAUUUUUUUCCUUAACAUUUUAGCAGUUUUUAUCUCUUUUUUUUUUCCCCCCCAAAUUUGAUUUAGACUCUGCUAGGAGCACUGAAUGUCUAUAACUUAUGUUUUGGAGGGUUUUUUUUUUUUAAUUGCCCUAUUUGUUCCUCAAGUCACACUGUAAACUAGUUCAUCUCAGUGGCAUAUUCAGUAUCCUAGGGUUUUUAUUAGCCUUCCCUGUACAGUCCAGUUUUCGUGUAUUCGAACAGCCAAGACCAUGAACUUGGCUGUGGUGUUUGGAGACCAGGAGUGGGGUUGGACUCACAGGUUUUACAGAGGUGGGAUUUGGUGGCAGCCAUAGGGAAGCGUGUGGCUCAGGAGUUCUGAAUGUAAGCGGAAGCCCCAUCCUCCUGGCUCGCUGUGUCUGGUACUGCGAAUGUCUGAUUAAUAUACCCAGAGUGCAUUACACAUGCAGGGCCUCCUGAGUGGAUCCGUGUUCACGUCUGCCACACCUCAGAACCGUGGGCUCCUCUCCCUUUCCAGGGCCUCGGGAGUUCCAGUGGCUCCUUUGCUCGUGGCCAUGGGGGUCCCCACAUUAUCCUCAGCCCUCCUUCUGGGACAGUAGUUGAGCACGGUGCCUUGUGGGCCAAAUGAUUGACGUUUCAAGAAUGGGUGGCAAUAGAGCACGUUCAUCUUGACUGUGAAAGAUACCCUUAGGUUUUCCUCUCCUGGUGCCCCAGCUGUGAGCAACUUAGGUUUUGCACACUCAGUCCAAAUGCUGAGAGGGUGCACCUUUCCCUCCUUACAAGAGGUGGUUCCAUCAGGGUCACUGCUCAACCCUCUCCCCAUCUCUGAGUGAGCAAAGUGCUGGUGGUCCCUGUCCCCAAGGCUGAGUCAUAGAGGAGGGCACGCCAAGGGUUCGAGCUGGGAAUGACCAGCAUCGUGGGCUGGUCUAAGGCUCUUUGCAAAGGCAUGUCCUACCAUCCUGGAGUUGGCUGAGUCCACUCCAUCUUUUCCUGGUAAUAAAGCAUUACUCAACUGCAAGAUACCUCGACUUCAAGAAGCACUGUACAACAGUCCUCUCCCGCCCUGGUCUAUGACCAAUGAGGAAGUCAAGUUGGUGAAAAACUCAAGGUUUAGGAUCAUGGACCAGAACACUGUCCCUAAGGGUCACGCCUGUUUGCUCUGCCUCGUGAGCGCUAAGCCAGCUUGCCCCUGCACGCCUUGGAUAUACUGAAAUGCGUCAAGGUGGGCUAUUUCCGUUUCCUCUCCUGGAGGAGUUCUACAGAUUUCUUCCAGAACAUUUCCCACUGGGGUCAUGCCAUCAGAGGAGCCUCCAUCUGGCCCAGAGCUGGGGAGAAAUCUGGACAGUCAUCAAAGGUCGCUCCCUGCAGAAUAUGGGUGCAUCAGCAAACUUCAACCAGGCCCUUGGGGGCCUUCCAGAAGGCGGCUGUGGGUUGCUGAUAAGUGGCAGAUACCAACAGCAGAGGUCCCUCAGCUUGGCUGCUGAGGGAGGACCAGAGCUGCCCACUCUGUGGUCAGUGGGCUGGAGCCCUGGAGCUCAUCCUUCCUCUCACACCAGAGCUGUGCUGGUGUUGCCUCAUUCUGGGCCAAUUCAAAAAUAAGCAUUUCGUUUUCUUGCAAAGCCAUCAGAGACCAAGCCCAGACAUGCAUGUAGAAGACUCGGCAUUCUUCUCUCUAAGCUGGUGUGUGCUUCCUCCGCACACUCUCAGUGAAAAUUCCAGUAAGUCUUACUAAACGCUAGGUAUCUGGUCAUACAUGUCACUUCCUGUUCUGUUCUCCCCACCCUCAGUUCAAUCCUCUGCUCUGCAGGUGUGAUGUGGCUGCCUCGCGUCAAGAAACAAGAUGGCAGAUCACAUGCUUGCUCCCUCCAGUUCCCCAGAAACUGGCGUCACCAACAGGAGAGGCUGCACCAAGCCCCCUUAGUCUCUUUUAUGUGGGCAGCUCCCCCAGCGCAAAUCCUGCAAUGAACAGCUUAAUAGAACCCAAAGAUCUUACAGGUCCAGCCACUGGCCCCCUAUUCCAGCAAUAUCUGCCUCAUCCAAAUUCUAGUUCAGCCAAAGGAUCGAGAAAGGCUCUUCCAGGUCUGCCCCUGCUGCCCAUCUGGCAUUGGCCUCCCAGCUCUGACCAUCGCAGCGGCUUUCCACCCCGGGCCUUUGGGAAUGGGUGGGCCAGGAGGUCGGGUCAUUCCUACGGUGUUCUUGGCAGGCACCUGCUGACCUGCACACGACUUGUCCCAAGCCAUGUGAGUCCCAGGACAGAAAUGGCCAGGUUCUGGCAUGCCUGGACCCCAGGGGGAGCCGGCACAGACACCACUCUGCAGAAUUCGUCUCCCUCAUUGUGGGAAGUCAGCUUCACCACCAAAGCCCACGCCAAGGGCGACACCAUCACGGCGGUCCUCUGAGACAGUGUUGGGGCUGGGCAGUCUGGGCUGCACCAAAAGCAGCAGCGCCACCCGAGUCUUUGUGGGCAGGUGCCUCAUGCCACCACAUUCUCCCCGCCACCAGGCACUCCGGAGCCUGCCUCAUUCCCGCUGAUAGUUAGAAAGCAGGAAACUGUGGAGCCCGUGUCUGCUUCCUCUUCAUCUUGGGGGCUCAUGGCACAGAAAGCUACCGCAGGCAUGAGCAAGGAUGCUUUGCCACCUUCCACUUGGCAACCUCGUGCUUGGCAUCAGGGGAUUGAUUCUUGGCUGGAAAAUGGUCUUGAGCUUCCCUGGCCAGGAGAGGACAGCCCAGUGACACCGUGGAGAAGGGAUGUAACACCAGGACUCCUGGAAGGACCUUCUUUUACACCAAAUCUAUAGGUCGGCCAGUGUCCUCUGCUUCCGUUUGCUUCCUUACGUCCUGCUCUCUGAAGAAACACCAGAGAACAACUCUGCGCGCUGUGCUUUCCACUGUGAACCCAAGUCCCUGCCUUUAGGGAGCUCCCGGGCGUGUGCAAGGCCUCCUGCUUCCGCCUGGACUGAGCCAGGCUCCUUGGGAAGUAGGCACUGGAGAUAAGCUAGGGGUGCAGCAUGCACUCUCUCCGGGGGGGCCGGAGGUUCAUCGGAAAGGCUUCACAUGAAACUGGGAAAAGUGAGGCAACCCAGAAGGGGAACGGUACCUGCAUUUUUUAUCACGGUGGAUGCGCUUGCAGGAGUCGGGGAGAUGGCGCGCUGGGCAGGUGGACCUCCUCCUGUCCCACUGAACUGGGUCAAGCUCAUAGCUUGGCCCUUGCGUUGGGUUCAGCAGCAGCACCUGUGACCCUAGGCUGUCCCUGCAGGAGGUCUGUAGGAAGGCUAGACAGCACCCAGAGGCUCGGUUGGGUUCAGGCUGUUCCGUGAGAUAGCAGGUUGGGGGCUCCUGUCUCAGCCCCUAUAUCCAGCUGGGCCAGGGGGAGACUGGGCAGGGGCCUGCUGCCCCUCUUCACUGUGGCUAAUGUUUGCUAGGCCAGUUAUGGUGAACCAAUGAUACAGUGUUUUCCCUCUUACGUUUCCCCUUUUUAGGGUUUUCUGGAGGAUUGUUGUUUUUCUUGUCUCAUUUGGGUUUGAGGAUCGGGGUCGGUAGAGGUCUACCUUGGCCUGGAGGGGCCCUGUGGUUUCUGUGUGAAGAGGCACCUGCCCUCUCUGAUGAGGGUAGAGAUCGUUAGGUUGCUGUGAGUUACAUUCAUGCCCCCACCACCGCCCCCUCGGGUGGCCUUUAAAGCUUCAGUCCUGACACACAAGGCUUUGCUGGGUUGGCAGCUGGGCGUCAGCACCAGGCCCCACAAGGGUCCUACUCACCCGCCCACACGUCUCACCGGGCACCUCGACUCUUCGAACCAAAGUUCCUUAAAGGGGCACAGCCCAGCCUAGUCUGCAACCUCAGGAGCCUGGGAUCCCCGUGGCUAAGUCUGGGUUGGCAGAGACUGUGGGGUCUGAGACCAGCAGGAGGAAGAGGCCCCUCCACCACCCAGGUGCCAGCCCAUCUUCCCCCGCAGACCCUUGGGGGUUCCCAGGUGGAGAGCCAGUGUGUGGACUGGCCUGGGGCUGGGGCUCUCCAGCCAGGAGAGAGAGGGCUCUGCAGAGCUGGAGGCUCAGACCCACCAGGUGGUGCGUCCGGGGCCAUUCAGAUCCCAAGCAUCAGGAAAUCAUUUUGUACAACCACCCAAAGCAGAGAUAUUUUUUAAAAAGCAUAAAUUAUUUUCAGUUGGUUUCUGAUCCUUUUUCUUUUCCCCGUGACUUCACAUCGGUGAUUAUUUCACAUCAGGUAAAUCUCGAGAAAGCCUUGGUGCCCCUCCCUCCCACACCCCACUCAGUGACCACGUGCGUGCACCCCAUCCUUUCUCAGUAGUAAGACGUUCUAGGCAAUACCAUAGGCACAGCUGACUGUGUCUCUUCGAGUGCAAGAAACUCAAGUCAUCUUUAAAAAAUACAAAAAAAAAUUUACAAAAAAACAAACACAAAAAAAUAUCUUUUUUAGGCCAGAGUUUUCUACAGGUAUUAAUGAAUAUUUUUCUUAAUCCUUAUAAGUUUUAUGUGUUUAAUAUUUCUUAAUACCGGUAGCAUUAAUUUAUACUUUUGUAGCAACACAAUAUUUUUAUAAACAGCCAGUGCUUGGCUCCAGUCUCCACGAGGGGUUUAUGCAGGGCCAUCUUGGGUCCCUGUGUACCAUGUACUGUAUUUAAAAAAAAAAGUUACCUAGUGUCACCCUUGCUGUGUUAAUUAACAAAAGACGUUGUUUGUGGUCUCCUGUGUCGUUGGUGUGGAUCCAACAGCUCUCCAAGGAGUCACUUUGCAUGGGGGUUGAGUUGACGGUUCUUGUGAUAUGUAAACCCCCAAGACCAAACUUGAGGGUUUAUUUAGGGUUUUCUGUUUGUCCUUGGGUUUUUUGUUUCACUUUGUUUUGGUACCGUUUCUCCAUUUACAGCCAAAAUCAGUUCCGUGGUGUUUAAAACUUUUACUGAUGUCAAAUGGAGGAAAGGAACAGGAAAGAUUUUUACAAAGUAAUAAAAUUUAAAACUGAGCUGUUUAAAUGUUGCUGUUUUUACCUGUCUGUCCUUGUCCGAAAGUGGGACAUUCCCAGGGAGAAGAGGAAGGUUCCACUUGGUUUCUUAAAUCACCAAAAGCCCCAGCCCAGAAUUCAGCACCCCCUAUCCCUAGAAUUCUUGCAACAUUAUUUCCCAGUUGGUUGAUGCCAAGGCAAAAAGACAUCCUUUUAAUGGUUAGAGAGGAUCAGUUGCUUAAAUGAUUUCAUGUCAGUGUUGUAUUUAUGGUUUUACAAUAAAACAACCUUUAGGAAGA